Molecule: messenger RNA, 3060 nt
Organism: Babesia bigemina
Lineage: Eukaryota; Apicomplexa; Aconoidasida; Piroplasmida; Babesiidae
Product: -Probable exosome complex exonuclease 1
Exons: 9
Coding region: 1-3060 (1019 amino acids)
Biological process (GO): U4 snRNA 3'-end processing; poly(A)-dependent snoRNA 3'-end processing; rRNA catabolic process
Cellular component (GO): cytoplasmic exosome (RNase complex); nuclear exosome (RNase complex); nucleolus
Source: RefSeq, a predicted model, not a curated record
AUGAAGGCAAGGGUUGCCCUCUCGGCAUCCCCCGGAGUCAGGAGCGCAGAUGUCGAAUCGCGAGCAUUAUCGGUCACUUCGCCGCCUGAAGCGCCGCUGAGUGAGUCGUUUACGGUGCAGAAGGUCCUGCUCAUCCUCGGCGGCCAUGACGGCUCCCCCCUGUUCACCCAAGUGUCACCUCAUCUGGACUCGAGAGAACGGGUCGGUCAAAUUCCCGAAUUGCUGAGGGUAUCCGUCGGACUGCAAAUCGCCCAUUUGUCGCCGGGUGCAGUCCGCAACAGCCUGGACGUGUUCUCUCACUACGGGUCGUGCACGCUAUUGCUAUCCCGGCUGUUGAACGCCCUGUCAGAAUCUGGAUAUGACAGCAACGAGGUUUCCUCGGGCGCACCGUUGGCACCAUCUCUUGCAUGUCUGUUAAAGUCACCCUCACGUCAUGGUACGAAGUCGCGGAGUCUCUUCAAUUGGUCCUGGCCCGUUUGGGUCCCGGGUCUUUGUGAUGGCCUGCAUACCAUAUGGAAUGAAUGGUGCUGGAUCCUGUCAUCGUUGCAUCGGCGAUUUGUUUCGUCUCUCUAUCGGGAGUUUUGUGGAGUCGAGGCACUUCCCGAUCCUAACCACUCAGCAGCGUUGUCGGUGUGUCAUCUGAUGCCGGCCGACAGCAAAUCACCGUUUUUAACAUCGUACCUCGAGCGCUGCAGAGUUUGCCCCAAUUUCGGGUCAGAUGUGGAAGGCCAUGAAUCCGGCGCGGGGGGAGUAUCGGAGUUCAAGGUCACCCUGCUGAAUCUGUAUUACCACCUCCGCCCAUUUUUGUCGAUGCUUGAGGACGUGGUUGGCUUCUUGGAGUCAAUUUUGAACUAUAUGGACACGCAUGCGCUCAACAUCGGCUCUCUAUAUCGCGUGUCUUUCAUGUUCCUGUUGCUGCAUCUGCGGAGGUCCGAGGACCGCCAGGACGAUGCGCUGGCGUCGCUUUGGCGGUUUUUGCUGCGCCACACUCUGAGCCAAUGCAAUAUCCCGCACUCUCUCGGCGCCACCGCUAGCGUGGUUCCGGGAGACAUAUCAUGGGCAUGCCUGGGAGCGCCUCUCCACGCUCUGCGUCGCGUGCGUGACAGCCUGGAGCAACUCGGUCAGCACAAGCUGCUGUCUGAAUCGAGCAACAUCUCCGAUGAUCUAUACCGGCAGUCAGAUGCCUUUGAACCAACUGAUGACACGGCAGAUCGCAUCUUGAACAAGUUGAAUGACUGCAUAACCCAAUUGGUGAGCGGCUCCAUAGUUGCACUGCGCUCCGUGCUGGAGGAUCGCCACAACCUGACAGCCCACCUGUCAUUUCUGAGCGGGUUUUGCUGUCUAAGGUUCGGCGACUGCCUGGAUUCUGUGUUCGAGUUCGUCUGCCGACCGCGUGUCCCUCUGAACUACCAGUCGCGGUUGAAGUCGGUGCUGGUGGAGGGCACGGUGCAGUGGCAGCAAGUUGUGGACGUCAAAGGCGUGCCAGUGCUGUCCACCGACCAGGUGGUUUCUCUGGUGAACCGUUUCGAGUACCUGCUGAAGGAGGACGCCUGGGCGCCCAUCAUCGAGUUGAAGGUACUCGGCGGCAGCCCGUGUGCGUUGUCAAGCUUCCUAUCGGAUCGCGUGAUGGCGCAUUACUCGUCCAUUCUGCGGCAUCUGCUAUCGUUCCAGCUGCUCUUCGGCGAAGUAAAACAGCUAGUGCAGCUUACAUUGCGCGGCAGCGGGUCAGUGUGCGGCUUUUUCGUGCCGCGCGCCACCACCCUGCUGCUGCAUGUCUGCUUCGCUCUGGACCAUUACUACCGGUGGGUGGUUGCCUCUGCAUGGUCCGAGCUGCUGCGUCGCUUAUCCGCGUGCGCCACAGUUUCGGAGAUGUCUGCCGUGCACGAGAGCUACGUCGAGUUCCUCCUGGAGUGCCUGCUGGUGACCCCCGAGUGCGCUUCGGAACCUCCCGCCUGCCGGAUAAACCCGCUGUUCAGCGAGUCGCUGUUCCUGAUCCGCCGCUGCGCGUCCGAGUUUCUGCGCAUCUGCACGUCUGAGCUGGACGAUGCCGGCGAUGAGCUAGGGCUGGUGUACAUGGUGCUGCAGUCGGAAGUUGGCCGUCUGAAGUGCACCUUAAACGUGCUCUCGAGCCACGUGCUGCCAGACGUGCCGGAGUUCGGCGAAUCCGAGCACGAGCUGCUUUCUUUGGCGCUGCGACACCGCGUCAACCUUAACUCUGCAGCCUGCCGCGCGCAACCCGCUGCGAGAGUCGGUUUUGACAGGCUGUUGAGCCAUUUUAUACCCGUUGCGCCGACCGAUGUCACGCCAAGGAGCCGCCAGGGCGCCUCCGCCGAGGAACUUCACCCAGCUGCGCCCCGGUUCGACGUCGGCGUGUCCUGCUCCGCCGCGGGGUCAAGUUACGUCACCGUGGGCGACACCAAGGUGAAGUGCUGCGUGAACGCGCCGCGUCCGUGCGGCCGUCGCGUGUUCGACGAGCGCGGCCUGCUGACCAUCGAUGUGCGUUUCAGCCGCCCCGAGUUGCGUCGCAGCUGCUCUUUCGACGUGUGUUCCGUGCUGUCGGAUGUGUUCGAGCGUCAUCUGCUGCUGCGUCGUUACCCGCACCAGCUGAUCGAGGCGUGGAUAACCAUUGAGGAGGACGCCGGCGGGCUGUUCUGCGCCUGCAUUACCGGGCUGUGCAUCGCGUUCGCCGAUGGCGGCAUUCAAAUGCCGGACAUUAUAUCGGCCGCUUCCGCGUAUGCCUUCCGCGACCCCCAAGGAAGCCUGACGGUGGCUCUGGAUUUGAGUGAUGAGGAGGCGUCAUACUACGGGCAAAUCGACCCCGGUCUCACCAAGCUGCACCUGGCGUACUGCCCGAACAUGAACACCAUAGCGUGUCUGCUGCAAUCGGGGGAGCACGCGGAUUCCGCGGUGCUCAACAAGAUGCUAACGAUGGCACAAGCCGCGUGCGGCGUGAUCACCGCGGAGAUGCAGGCGUCGCUGCAGGACUACGUGGAGUGGGUCCAGGAGCGCAACCACGACGCGGCGCCGGCCGUGGGCCACUACUCGGAGCUCACGCCGUAG